UCCCCCCCUUCGAUGCCAUUCCGUCUGCCAGCAACACUCUCCACCACACUCUCUCGUACCGCACUUGCCAACUCUUGCAAGGCCAACUCCACCAGGCUACCCACCGCACUUGCCUCUGUACGAGCCAUCACACCUCGCAGCUUCGCCUCUUCCUCAAAGACAAUGUCGAUCCCUGUCCCCACCGACUACAACAAGUGUCUUUACACUCCCCUCACCGAGGCUGACCCCGAGGUGCAGAAGAUCAUCGAGGAUGAGACUUACCGUCAGUUCUCGGGCCUAGAGCUCAUCGCUUCGGAGAACCUCACCUCUCUGGCCGUCAUGGAGGCAAACGGCUCCAUCCUCACCAACAAGUACUCCGAGGGUCUCCCCGGUGCACGAUACUACGGUGGUAAUGAGCACAUUGACAAGCUCGAGAACCUCUGCCGUGAGCGAGCUCUCAAGGCCUUUGACCUGGACCCCAAGAUCUGGGGCUGCAACGUCCAGCCUUACUCUGGUUCCACUGCCAACUUCGCCACCUUCACUGCUCUCCUCAACCCUCAGGACCGUAUCAUGGGUCUCGGCCUCCCCUCCGGUGGUCACCUGACUCACGGUUACUACACCGCCAAGAAGAAGAUCUCUGCUUCUUCCAUCUACUUCCAGUCGUUCCCUUACCAGGUCGACACCAAGACUGGUCUCAUCGACUACGACACUCUCCACAAGAAUGCCGAUCUGUACAAGCCCCGCAUGGUCAUCUGUGGUGGUUCCGCUUACCCCCGUGACUGGGACUACGCCAGGCUGGCCGAGACUGCCAAGUCGCAGGGUGCCUACCUCAUGGCCGACAUUGCCCACAUCUCUGGUCUCGUCGCUGCCAAGAAGCAGAACAACCCCUUCGACUACUGUGACAUUGUCACCUCGACCACCCACAAGACCCUCCGUGGUCCCCGUGCUGGUAUCAUCUUCUUCCGAAAGGACCGUGAGGCAGAUGUCGAGGCCAAGAUCAACGCUGCCGUCUUCCCCGCCUGCCAGGGUGGACCCCACAACAACACCAUUGCUGGUAUCGCCGUUGCCCUGAAGCAGGCUGCCGACCCUGCUUUCCAGGAGUACGCAACCCAGAUCAUCAAGAACUCGCAAGCCGCCAGCCAGAAGCUCCACGACCUCGGCUACAAGCUGCAGACCGACGGUUCGGAGAACCACUUGAUCCUGUGGGACCUGCGCCCAAUCCAGCUCACCGGCUCCAAGCUGGAGGGUCUGACCGAUCUGUGCCACAUCACCAUCAACAAGAACGCCGUCGUUGGUGACGUGUCCGCCAUGACCCCCGGAGGUGUUCGUCUGGGUUUCGCCGCCCUCACCUCGCGAGGUAUGAAGGAGAGCCACAUGGUCGAGGUCGUCGAGUUCCUGCACCGCGCCGUGCAGCUCUCGCUGGAGAUUCAGAAGACGUCCGGCAAGAAGCUCGUGGACUUCAACAAGGCUGCCGCCGCCCACGAGGGUGUCAAGCAGCUGUCGAAGGACGUCGAGGCCUUUGCCACUCAGUUCCCUCUGCCUGGUGUGCCGGACACCCAGACCAUCAAGAAGUACUCUUCGUAAGGGUAUCUCUGCGGUCCGUAGAGCGACUGUUCAAAAUGGGCUACUUCCAGAGAGGAAGUAGAGGAAGUCAUGGAGGAGUCGGAUAUCGAGCGCCCACACUUCAACCUGUCAGCGCUCAUGUCUAUCUCUGGCCUUGACUGCCGAUCAUAUGUUCAUCUGGUCUUACGACUAUAUUUGUCUGCCCUUUCGUGUCUCCCCACACCCGUGUCACAUCUUACCCCUCCCCAACUGUCUGCUUGUCUCUCUCCCCCCGCCUCCCCCCUACCUACCCGCUCAUGACUUUUACCUUGGCAAUUCAAACUUUGUGUAUCACCA
This is a messenger RNA of Microstroma glucosiphilum, 1878 nucleotides long. RefSeq names its product SHMT-domain-containing protein. Gene Ontology annotation, molecular function: serine binding; cobalt ion binding; pyridoxal phosphate binding. The coding region runs from base 13 to 1563 and encodes 516 amino acids. The transcript has 3 exons. Gene Ontology annotation, biological process: L-serine catabolic process; tetrahydrofolate interconversion; folic acid metabolic process. Gene Ontology annotation, cellular component: cytoplasm. NCBI's taxonomy places the organism in Eukaryota, Fungi, Basidiomycota, Exobasidiomycetes, Microstromatales, Microstromataceae. The record is from RefSeq and is a predicted model, not a curated record.